Messenger RNA from Aspergillus lentulus, 1863 nucleotides. NCBI's taxonomy places the organism in Eukaryota, Fungi, Ascomycota, Eurotiomycetes, Eurotiales, Aspergillaceae. The record is from RefSeq and is a predicted model, not a curated record.
AUGGCUACAGCAGCCUAUCGAAGACCUAUCGAUAGAGACUCAAUGUCGCCUCAACAGAUGCCUCCCAACAAAGCUCAGCAUCAUGAUGAUAAUAUCAGAACUGUCACUAGGGACUAUUUGCACGAUGACAAGCACAUGUUAAGAAAUCUCCCAGAGGUCUCCCAUGGCCUGUCGCAUCCUUAUCGCAGCAAUUCUACUGCAACCCAGAGAAGACAGGUCUCCAGUUCAUUUUCUGCACGAGCUCAGAAUCGCCCAGAGGGUAACAUGAUCCCACCGGAAGAUUAUCUCACAUCCACCCCUCCUUCCAUUAAAGGAAAUGGAGCACCUACGAGGCGUCCGAUCAACCCAGAAGCUGCUGCCUCGGGAUCAGCGAGGCAGAUGGAGGACGGCAAAGCGACGUCACCUGUAGACUCUGUCAACCAAAUACCGCCGCUGAGUCGAUCUAGCACGUUACGGUCUUCAACGAAUAAGCAGCAUGACUUCGCCCCAGAUAGGUCCCCUCUUCAGAAGCUCGAAGUUACAUUGAAUGGGAUUAGCAAAGAGGAAAAAAGGGCGCGCGUCUUGGAGGCCGAGAUGAAGCUCAAAGAAAGGUUGGCACGUCAACAGAUAGAAGCAGAGAAUCGAAAUGCCUCUCUCACGCAGCCUGCAGAGGGUAACUCAACUGCAGGCACAAUUGGAAGUAGGAUGCCUCAGCAAUUGGUCUCACAGCGAGAUGUUAGCCAGGGAGAGCAGGAUAAUCGAAGCCAAAAGACCAAACAGAGCAUUGGCCAGAACGCUGUUCACCGGGGGCACGAAGCGACGAUACCCCGUGAGCAGGGAGUUCCAGGACAGGCAAAGUGUAGCGCCCAAAAGCCAGGACCACCAGCCCUGUCGGUCGCUCCUGAGAUGCAAGCCUCGAAUAUUAGUUCAAAGCCCUUAGCGGGCCCAAUUUUGAAUCACGGUAGCGUUCCCAGGAGAUCUGUGUCGGUGACAAACGGACCCGGAGGUCAUGCCCUGAACACCAAGAGAGAUCCUAACCCGUCUCGAGAUGGGAGACGUUUCUCUGCGGUACCUGAGCCAUCACACAAAGAUCAUGCAAUGCCAAGUGUGGCACAGAUGGCACACCCGCAACCCUAUGCUGGUGCUCGAGUCCAACAGAGUCGACCGCCCCAGAUGGGGCUUGGAGGAAAUCACCCUUAUGCACGAGGCAUAGCUUCCCAGCAACCGGAACAGCUAAUCACAAAUACACAUCCCGCUGUACUGCACGAUCUUUCCCAGGACGAAUUAGGUCCACACACAAAGCCCAAGAGAAAUACUGUUUCGUUCAAUGUGCCUCCGCCAACGCCUCCUCCACUUUUGGAAUGGAAGAACGCACCGGUUGCUCGACUGGGUGCCUCGGACUUCGACUUCCAACUUCUCGACGUUGAUCGAAGCAAAGCCUGGUGGGAAGGUGGUGGCAGUAAUCGCAGGAAGAGCAGAGCUCUCCCGAGCGCUUAUCAGAAGCCAGCUCAGAAGUUGACAGAGAAUAAGAGCUUCCAGCCACCUAUCUUCCUGAAAUGCGGCCCUCUGCUCCGCUACACAGGACUGAAACGAGUCAGUAUUGACGGACCAAACGGCCCUUUCGACAAGGAGACUUGGAGAGGUAGUAUUAUGAUCGUCACUAAAGAUUCACGCUCUUCCUAUGAGCCACCGCCCACUCUGAGGUUAUUUUCUCAGCCGAUGGAUCUCCUACCGCCUCCACCUGUCGAAGUCAGUGGCGCUCAGCUUGCACCAGAGUACGUCGAUCCCACCGCAGGUCUCAUGAAGCUGGGUAGGGACGGCAGGCCGCUUUAUGUCAAGCCAAUCGACCAUACCGAGGAAGGAAUGGAUUUGUCAUUCCAGUGA